Molecule: messenger RNA, 789 nt
Organism: Cutaneotrichosporon oleaginosum
Lineage: Eukaryota; Fungi; Basidiomycota; Tremellomycetes; Trichosporonales; Trichosporonaceae
Biological process (GO): purine nucleobase biosynthetic process
Cellular component (GO): cytosol
Molecular function (GO): methylenetetrahydrofolate dehydrogenase (NAD+) activity; methylenetetrahydrofolate dehydrogenase (NADP+) activity
Source: RefSeq, a predicted model, not a curated record
AACCGGCCGCUUCGCAUCGUCGGCUUGCUCGCGACCCCCGACUCCGGCUGCAGGAUGUACGCCGAGAUGACGGCGCGCGCGUGCGCGUCUUCCGGCGUGACCUUCGACCUGCAGGAGGCCGCGCACUCCUUCGACGCCGUCGCCGCGUCCAUCCGCUGCCUCAACGCCGACGACUCGCUCGACGGCCUCAUAGUCUACUUCCCCCUCUUCGGGGCCGAUGAGGACGCGACGCUCCGCGCCCUCAUCUCCCGCCGCAUCGACGUCGAGGGCCUCUCGGGCCUCCCCCGCUCCCCGGCGCCCCCAUGCCUCCAGACCGCCGUGUAUCCCUGCACAGCGCUCGCCGUCGUCCGCGCCCUCCAGCACCCCACGGCCGCGUUGUACGAUGCCGCCCGCCCCGCCGGCAGCCGCUUCGACGGCACCGUCACUGUCGUGAACCGCUCGCCGACGGUCGGCGCGCCGCUCGCACGCAUGCUCGCGGCAGACGGCGCCCGCGUCUUCUCCGUCGACAUUACCGGCGCCGAGCUCCUCUCCCUGCGCGCCGGUGAGGUCGUUACCUCCCCCGUCUACGCCGAGCUGGACGAGCUCCUCGGCCAGUCGGACGCCGUGGUUUCCGCCGUCCCCGGCUCGUUCUCCCUCGACACGGCCGCGCUCAAGCCCGGAUGCGUGGCGGUAGAUCUCUCCGAACAUGGCAAUUUUGGUGAUGAUGUGCGCGAACGCGCCCGCGUCUUCGCGCCCCGCAUCGGCGGCGUGACCAUCCUCAUGUUGCAGAUCAACGCGUUGGUUCUGCGG